Paramisgurnus dabryanus is the source of this 2431-nucleotide messenger RNA. NCBI's taxonomy places the organism in Eukaryota, Metazoa, Chordata, Actinopteri, Cypriniformes, Cobitidae. The record is from RefSeq and is a predicted model, not a curated record.
AAACAGGAAGCUGAUUUUAUUUCCUUCACCGCUGUCUUACAAAAGAUUUGGAAGAGAGUAAACUACAAUACAGAGGAACAAUGAGCACCAAACAUCAUCUUACAGUUUUAUUCUUCUGUGGCUUUAAUCUGCUCGCUGUUUCUGCACAGAUAUGUGGAAGUAAUCUGGUGGAAGGGCAAUCCUGCAUCAUUAAACUGGAGAAGAAAAGUGGUGAAACGAUUAAUACGUUAGAAUGGAUCUUUACCAGCUCCAUUGAUACUAAAACACAUAAAGCUCAGCAGAAAGGUGUGAAGACUAUAAACAACAUUCCUGAUGCAACUAUUCAAUCUGACGGAUUAAAACUUCAAAAUGUUAAAUUGAACAACACUGGCAAAUAUAGAUAUGAAAUUUAUGAUGACAAAGGUAAAAAAACUGCAGGUAUUGAAAAGGAGAUUACAGUUUACGCAAAGGUCACUAAACCCAAUGUGAAGUCUACAUGCGUCAAUGGUACAGCUACACUCACCUGUGACAUUAAGAUAAAUGACAAAAGAGGUUUAACUAUAACCUGGAUUCAAGAAAAACCAGAAAAAAAAGAAAUGAAGGGUGAAAGUAAUCUAAUCCGGACUUCAAAACAAAUAGAAGAAAACGCAGAUUAUUCAUGUCGUGCACAAAAUCCUGUUAGCAAGGAACAAAGUGAUGUUAAAACAAUAUCAUUUUCUGCACAGAUAUGUGAGACGAAUCUGCUGGAAGGGAAUUCCUGCAUCAUUAAACUGGAAAGGAAAAAUGGUGAAAUGAUUAAUAGGUUAGAAUGGAUCUUUAUCAGCUCCAUUGAUACUAAAACAUAUAAAGCUCAGUGGAGAAAUGGAAGGACUGUAAACAACAUUCCUGAUGCAACUAUUCAAUCUGACGGAUCAUUAAGACUUCAAAAUGUUAAAUUGAACAACACUGGCAAAUACAGAUAUGAAAUAUAUGAUAGCCAAGGUAAAAAUACUGCAGGUAUUGAAAAGGAGCUUACAGUUCACGCAAAGGCCACUAAACCCAACGUGAAGCUUACAUGCGACGGUGAAACUGCUACACUCACCUGUGACAUUCAAAUGAAAGACAAAAGAGAUUUAACCUGGGUUCAAGACAUGAAGGGUGAAAAUAAAGUAAAUCUAACCCUCACAUCAAAACAAAUAGAAGAAAAUGCAGAGUAUUCGUGUCGUGUACAAAAUCCUGUUAGCAAUGAACAAAGUGAUGUUAAAACAGUAUCAUUUUCUGCACAGAUAUGUGAGACGAAUCUGCUGGAAGGGAAUUCCUGCAUCCUUAAUCUGGAAAAGAAAAGUGUUGAAAUGAUUAGUAAGAUAGAAUGGAUCUUUAUCAGCUCCAUUGAUACUAAAACAUAUAAAGCUCAGCAGAAAGGUGGGAAGACUAUAAACAACAUUCCUGAUGCAACUAUUCAAUUUGACGGAUCAUUAAAACUACAGAAUGUUAAAUUGAACAACACUGGCAAAUAUAGAUAUGAAAUAUAUGAUGGCGAAGGUAAAAAAACUGCAGGUAUUGAAAAGGAGAUUACAGUUUACGCAAAGGCCACUAAACCCAACGUGAAGCUUACAUGCGACGGUGAAACUGCUACACUCACCUGUGACAUUCAAAUGAAAGACAAAAGAGAUUUAAUUAUAACCUGGAUUCAAGGAAAACAAGACAUGAAGGGUGAAAAUAAACAAAAUCUAACCCUCACAUCAAAACAAAUAGAAGAAAACACAGAUUAUUCAUGUCGUGUACAAAAUCCUGUUAGCAAUGAACAAAGUGAUGUUAAAACAAUAUCAUGUUGAGGUGAUUUUAAUUCAGCCUAGACUCUUUGGCACUGACUUCUGGCUAAUGGUGGGCAUUCUGGCGGGUGAAGGAGCCAUACUCGCUCUUUAUUAAAACACCAGAUCAUUUAAAUAAAGUUAUAUAAAUUGCUCAAUGUGAGAAUGAUUCAUAUCCUGAUUAACUGCUACUCUUAAACAGACAGAACAAUCGGCAUCAAGAACAACAAACAAUCAUGAACAGGUGAUGUAAUGAUCUGUAACAAACGGGGGCAGGAUGAGCGCAGAUCCACAUGCAGCUUUAUUUUCAAAUUUAACAUAAUGAACAAACAAACACUGACAAACUAAGAUGAGCACACAAUGAGAACCAAUGACAAAGCAGAACAAAUAAAUCACUAUGGAAACAAAUGAAGAGAUGGGUGUGGUUACAAUGAAUUACCAUCACAACAAACAAGUGAACAGAACAGCAGGGAAACGAUAGGGAACAUGGCAGCAGCAGAACAAAAAACUAAACUUCAAAAUAAGAGCACAGGACAAGACAGAGGAAACACAGACAGGAUCAUCAAGAUAAAGGACACAAAAGUGUUAGAAGAAAUAACUUCAUGUGACUUGCACACGCUUGCUUUGAGUUUACUGAUGUAAAUAAACACCCGAUUUCAUGA